This is a messenger RNA of Cajanus cajan (pigeon pea), 2626 nucleotides long. Its product is annotated as galactinol--sucrose galactosyltransferase. The record is from RefSeq and is a predicted model, not a curated record. Lineage: Eukaryota; Viridiplantae; Streptophyta; Magnoliopsida; Fabales; Fabaceae. Gene Ontology annotation, molecular function: galactinol-sucrose galactosyltransferase activity.
CAACAAAGUUUAACUAAAUUCACUCACUCAAACAUCCUUCUUUUCAUUCUCGACAUGGCUCCAAGCAUGAAAAAAGCUUCACCAUCUUCACUUGUGACAAAGCACGUGAACGGGUUCAACCCCUCACCCUUCACACUCUCCGAGUCAACCCUAAAAGUAAACGGCCACGUCAUCCUCUCCCAUGUCCCGCAAAACAUAACCCUAACCCCAUGCACCCACGACAACACCACCACCGGUUGCUUCCUCGGUUUCCGCGCCCCCUCUCCGAAAUCGCGCCACGUGGCACCCAUGGGCCUCCUCCAAAACAUAAACUUCACCUCCAUCUUCCGCUUCAAGGUCUGGUGGACCACUCUCUGGGCCGGCUCCAACGGCCGCGACCUCGAAACCGAAACCCAGUUCCUCAUGCUCCAGUCAAGCCCAAGCCCAAACCAAAGCCCACGUCCCUACGUCUUAUUUCUCCCCAUAAUAGAAGGCCCGUUCCGCGCCUCGCUGGAGCCCGGGCCAGGCGACAACGUAUCCGUCUGCGUGGAGAGCGGGUCGAGCCACGUGGCGGGGUCCACCUUCGACGGCGUCGUUUACAUGCAGGCCGGGGAGGACCCGUUCACGUUGGUGAAGGACGCGACGCGCGUGGUGAAGGCUUGGUUGGGAAGCUUCAACUUGGUGGAAGAGAAGAGGGUUCCGGGGGUGGUGGAUAAGUUCGGGUGGUGCACGUGGGACGCGUUUUACCUGACGGUGGAGCCGGAGGGGGUCAAGCAGGGCGUGAAGGGGCUGGCCGAGGGCGGGUGUCCGCCGGGGUUUGUGCUGAUCGACGACGGCUGGCAGUGCAUCAGCCACGACAAGGAUCCCGAGGCGGAGGGGAUGAACCAGACGGUGGCCGGAGAGCAGAUGCCGUGCAGGUUGAUUAGCUACCAGGAGAACUACAAGUUCAGGGAUUAUGGCGAGGGAGAGGGGUUGAAGGGGUUCGUGAGGGAUCUGAAGGAGGGGUUUGGCGUGGAGUAUGUGUACGUCUGGCAUGCUCUCUGUGGCUACUGGGGAGGGGUCAGGCCUGGGGUGAAGGGCAUGGCGGAGGCCACAGUGGAGGAGGUCCGCUUGUCGGAGGGGCUCAAGGGGACCAUGGAGGAUCUUGCCGUCGAUAAGAUUGUACAGAAUAGGGUCGGGGUGGUGCCGCCGGACCACGUGGCGGAAAUGUACGAGGGCCUUCAUAGCCACUUGGAGAGUUCAGGGAUUGAUGGGGUUAAGGUUGAUGUCAUUCACUUGCUAGAAAUGGUGUGUGAGAAAUAUGGAGGACGAGUAGAUAUGGCCAAAGCAUAUUACAAAGCUCUCACCGCUUCGGUGAGAAAACAUUUCAAGGGCAACGGUGUCAUUGCCAGCAUGGAGCAUUGCAAUGAUUUCAUGUUGCUGGGAACUGAAGCAAUAUCCCUUGGUCGUGUUGGUGAUGAUUUCUGGUGCACUGACCCUUAUGGUGAUCCAAACGGUACAUAUUGGCUACAAGGGUGUCACAUGGUGCAUUGUGCAUACAACAGCUUGUGGAUGGGAAACUUCAUCCACCCAGAUUGGGACAUGUUCCAAUCUACACACCCUUGUGCUGCUUUCCAUGCAGCCUCAAGAGCCAUGUCUGGUGGCCCCAUUUACAUCAGUGACAAAGUUAGGAACCACAACUUUGAGCUGCUCAAGACCCUGGUCUUGCCUGAUGGCUCCAUCCUCAGAUGUGAGCACUAUGCACUUCCAACCAGGGACUGUCUCUUCGCUGACCCUCUCCAUGAUGGCAAAACAAUGCUCAAGAUAUGGAACCUCAACAAGCACACUGGAGUUCUUGGAGUGUUUAACUGCCAGGGAGGAGGCUGGUUCCGUGAGAUAAGGUCCAACAAAUGUGCUGCUGAGUUUUCUCACAGGGUGUCAACCAAGACCAAUCCCAAAGACAUUGAGUGGAACAGUGGAAAGAACCCAAUUUCCAUUGAAGGGGUGCAACUUUUCGCCUUAUAUUUCAGCCAAGCCAAGAAACUCAUCCUCUCAGCACCCUCUGAUAGUGAAGAGGUUUCCUUGGAGCCAUUCCAUUUUGAGCUCAUAACAGUUUCCCCUGUGACUGUCUUGCCUGGCAAGUCUAUCAAGUUUGCUCCUAUUGGUUUGGUGAACAUGCUGAACACUGGUGGAGCAGUUCAGUCCUUGGCCUUUGAUGAGGCUCAUAAUUUGGUGGAAGUUGGAGUAAGAGGCAAAGGGGAGAUGAGGGUCUAUGCCUCAGAGAGACCAAGCACUUGUAGAAUUGAUGGCAAAGAAGUUGAUUUUGAAUAUGAAGAGUCCAUGGUCAAAAUUCAAGUACCCUGGCCUGGUUCUUCAAAAUUGUCCACUGUUCAGUAUGCAUUCUGAUCUUGGAAGGGAUUUUGUUUUUUAUUUUUUAAAUUAUUGUCCAUAGUGAAUGAUGUUAAGGGCCUUUUUAUCCCCUGUUUGUAUGUUUCAUUAGUUGCUUUGGCAGUUUUUCCCUCAGUGCUGAGGGAAUAAUAGAGUGAUCUGAUAAUUAUGUCAAUUUCUCAAUCAUAUAGUGCUGUCAUUAGGCAAAGAUUAUUGGAUAAUUCAAAGAACUUACUUAUAAUUAUAAGAGGCCUGAAAGGCUGAAACUGUUUGAUACAAA